Molecule: messenger RNA, 3923 nt
Organism: Drosophila sechellia
Lineage: Eukaryota; Metazoa; Arthropoda; Insecta; Diptera; Drosophilidae
Gene: Traf4
Product: TNF receptor associated factor 4
Exons: 6
Coding region: 1870-3303 (477 amino acids)
Biological process (GO): regulation of apoptotic process; positive regulation of JNK cascade; regulation of canonical NF-kappaB signal transduction
Cellular component (GO): plasma membrane signaling receptor complex
Molecular function (GO): ubiquitin protein ligase binding; tumor necrosis factor receptor binding; zinc ion binding
Source: RefSeq, a predicted model, not a curated record
UUUAACUAGUCGAGGCAUUGGAAUAGGGCUAGGCCAUUUUAGACCCUAGUCCAGCGCUAGUUACUCCAACUAUGCAGUUUCCAUCGAUUGAUGGAGUUGGACUGAACUCGGUUGAACCGCCGACUUGGACAACACGUGUCUAAGUCGAUGGCCGGACGGGAGCUGAUUUCCAUAUCUCUAUCUGGCGGACUCACUUGGGUAGCUUGGAUUGCAGAUACAAGUACUUAGAAGUAAUCUUCCUCCUCUAAGUGCAGCCAGGCGUUUCGACAGAACAAGAUCAAAGGGGCCAACGAAACGAGCCACUAAUUUGAUUCGUUAACAAAAAGUUGGUGCUACUGGUAGUGGGAUAAGCUUAAAGGGAUAGAACAGAUAUGAUCCAAGGCGGUUGUCUGAAUCACUGAAAAAAAAAGAUAUUUCAGACAUCAUCAGCUUCUCGGCUUAAAGCAAUUACAGCCUUCUAAUAACCUGAAAUCUAAGCCCAACUAUAUUUGGCAAUCAUCGACAACAUGGGCCGCACCCCGUCCCAGUUGAGAAUGCUUCGAGUCCGACAAGUGGUCAGGUUUCCAGCACCGAAAGUUCCAGAGAUUGUUGCCGGGCCAGUGAGCAGCUUUAAUCUCGGAUCUGCACACUCGAAUGGCACACGAGUAUAGAGUUUAAGAUUUUGUGAAUCUGGCUAGCUGUUAAUCAUAACCAUGAUACUCCAAAAUACUGCAAAAAAAAAUGUACAAAAAAGGUCGAAGAAAAUGUUUUUGACUUCCGUUCGGCCAAAUCAUCCUGCUAUCCCGAUCCCCAUCUCGGAUUUCGAUCCUCUGAGGCUGGACAACCGCAAAGUGGAAACGGAAGUGUCGCCGUCCGAACAGGUAGAUGAUGCCCCCAUUAACUGUAACCUUUAGGACUCGUCGUCUGGCAUAGAAACCCCAGUAAUGCCACUGCAACCAACUAAAAUGGAGUCUGCAACCAGUUGCAAUGCUGCUUUUUGUCGCACUUCGGAUGCAGUUUCUUCGUGGAUCUGGUGCCUGGUGACCAUUUAGCAGCAAAAAGGCAGCUAUGAAUGCUUGCGACGUGUGACGACAUGUAGAACUAAUUGUCGUCCACUCCGCCAAGGGAACCUCGUCGUGCAGGAGGAGCCGGUGGGGGGUGGGGCACAGAGAAGCGAGCAGGAGGGGAUCGGGACUGGAACCGACUUGGCAGCAACUCCGACUGCAAUUGGCUGCACCGUUCGCCUUGUGACAGGCAUAAAUCAGUUUUGUUUCAGUAAUCGGCGCAGCAAGAAGUCCAACUUGAAGUCGAAGUCAGUUGAAGUCGAUGUGAGCACCUGUCGGCGGCUGAAAAGCAUGGUGAUCUUGAGAUUUUCGCGUGUGUUGCGUCAUAAUUGAAAACGAUCGCUGUGUGACACCUUAAAAGGCAUCCCCCAGUGGUGGCAGACACUCUGCUUUUUUGGCAACGCAACAACUUCGCCAACGAGUUAAUUAGAGUUCGGGUCGUGUGCUCGGGCAUCGAAUUGUUUGGCUGAUUUAUGUUGGAGCGCUGGACAGCCAUUCCUUGGCCAAAAAAGGCGCAGUCUAGCGCUGCGAAUAAAUAAACCAAAAAUUAGCGACAUUUAGUUAAUGCACAUAAAUAAGAUACGAGGCGCGGGUAUGCGAUAUUGCGAGACUCCAAAUUGGGCAAGUCGCUCGUGUGCCGAGAUACCGUGAUCCCAAAAUCCCAACAUCACCAAGAUCCCGUGUGGGCAGCAGUCUAACAAAGUAACAAUCAAACAAACAAACAGAAAAUAAAUGACGAGUUUAAAUAACACUAACAAUCGGCUUUGCUGAAGCUUUGUUGGUUAAUGAACGCAACCAUAUUUGGCCAGAUCGAAGUCGUCUCAAGAUGCCCGCCCCGCCGGCCACAGUGAAGCCUGCCACUGGUCACACGACCAAGCUCAACAAUGGCAAAUCCAGCAACAGCCAGAGCAACCACACAUUGAGCAACUCCAUCGCCCAACUGAGCGACUCAAGGACCAAUCUCACUGUCAACACGCCCACCACUUGCCAGCGACUAAGCGAAAUGUUUCGGCGUUCGAUUGCCAGCAGCACUCAGUCCAGUUCCAGGGAAAAUACCUACGAGGAGAUCUAUCCCGGUCCCGAUCCAAAACACAUCAUGGGCUCGCUGGUCUUCUGCAUUCAUCACAAACAGGGCUGCAAGUGGUCCGAUGAGCUGCGAAAGCUGAAGGGACAUCUCAAUGCCUGUAAGCACGACGCCACCCAGUGCCCCAACAAGUGUGGAGCCCAGAUUCCCCGGAUCAUGAUGACCGAUCAUCUCCAGUACACUUGCACGAUGAGGCGUACCCGAUGCGAGUUCUGCCAGAGCGAAUUCUCCGGUGCUGGACUGGAGGAGCACAACGGAAGCUGCGGCCAGGAGCCGGUUUACUGCGAGGCCAAGUGCGGCCAGCGGAUACUGCGCGGGAGGAUGACCCUUCACAAGUCCAAGGACUGCGCCAAGCGACUCCGUCGCUGUGCCCACUGCCAGCGGGAGUUCUCGGCUGACACGCUGCCCCUGCAUGCCGCCCAGUGCCCAAGAGCUCCAUUGGCCUGCCCCCAGAGAUGCGAUGCUGGUCCGAUUCCCCGGGGUGAGCUAGAGGCGCAUUUGCGUGAUGAAUGCCAGUCGCUAGCCGUGUCCUGCAGCUUCAAGGAGGCGGGAUGCCGCUUCAAGGGUCCCCGCCAGAUGCUGGAGACCCAUCUGGAGAGUAACGCUGCCGCCCAUCUCUCGCUGAUGGUGGCCCUCAGCUCGCGCCAGGGUCAGCAGAUCCAGAUGCUUAAGUCGGCGGUGUCCAAGCUGUCCAUCAACUACACAGGCACUCUGUUGUGGAAGAUCACCGACUGGUCGGCUAAGAUGGCCGAAGCGAGGGGCAAGGAUGGCCUGGAGCUAGUCUCACCCCCGUUCUACACCUCCCAGUAUGGAUACAAGCUGCAGGCGUCGAUGUUCCUCAAUGGCAAUGGACCUGGAGAAAACACGCACGUCUCCGUGUACAUAAAGGUCCUGCCGGGAGAGUACGAUGCUCUGCUCAAGUGGCCAUUCUCACACUCCAUCACCUUCACGCUGUUCGAACAGGGCGCCCAAAGUGGCCAGGGAGGCGUGGCGGAAUCCUUUGUGCCCGAUCCCACUUGGGAGAACUUCCAGAGGCCGUCCAACGAACCAGAUCAGCUAGGAUUCGGCUUCCCGCGCUUCAUCUCCCACGAACUGCUGCACAGCCGACCCUUCAUCAAGGGCGAUACCGUGUUUCUGCGCGUGAAAGUGGAUCCCAGCAAGAUAGUGGCCGUCUAAGGAGGACCAUUAGUACCGUAGACAUUUACUCGACUUGUGUAAAUACUGUGUAUUUAAAUUUAUGAGUAAAUUCCCUCUAGCCUAGCGUAGUCUAGCCUGUUCAGUCUCAGCGGCAGCUUCGGGCGAUGUUGGCCGGCAGGCGCUAACUGGCCUUGGAAUGCCGACCGCUGGGCCACUGCGUCAUAGUCAUAUUCGAUUCGUUUAGGUUUUUGCAGUGCUGGAAUUAAACCAAAGCAUAAUUACGCAUAGAAAUACAUUGAGAGCUCAUACAAUUCAUCCAUUAAAGUACGCCUAAGUUUGUGUCUUAAGUCUUUUGUUUAGAGAUUUGUAUUAUUGCGCGCGAUGCGAUCACUUUCAAAAGAUCUUCAAACUAGACCAUACGCUCAAAAUCACUUAGACCAUAAGUUGCAUGUAAAUAGUGUUAAAUUCGGAGCAGCCGCAGCGACCGCAAACCUAGUUUAAGUUGUAGCACGUAGUUAGUUGCUUAAGCGAACGCAUAAGUCAUUAGUACCAUGAACGCGAACAUAAACAUGAGAAUCCAACUUUCAACAUAGUCAAAUAAGUUUAUGUUUAAAAGUUAAGAAGUCAAACAUACAAUAAAUGAAGUAACAAAAUACAAA